Molecule: messenger RNA, 2022 nt
Organism: Portunus trituberculatus (swimming crab)
Lineage: Eukaryota; Metazoa; Arthropoda; Malacostraca; Decapoda; Portunidae
Exons: 4
Coding region: 1-2022 (673 amino acids)
Source: RefSeq, a predicted model, not a curated record
AUGACACACUGUGCAACGCAACAUAAAAAUGAUUGGGAUGAUGUGAGAAAAGCAUUCCUUGAUAUUUAUCCAGAGGAUAGAUCGCUUCCAAGCCUGAUCAGUGAAUUGUCAUCAGUAACUCGACAGCCCAGAGAAACCAUAACAGAGCUCUAUAUCAGAGUAGAAGGGAUUGUGGCAAAAUUAGAAAGCAUGAAACCCACAGCGUCACACCCCAGCCUUCAGCUACACGACGCUGCAGUACGCAAAGAAAAUAGGGUUGUCCCAGUAAACGCAGUGACAGUGAAUGCUGUUACUACAGAUCACACGAUGUAUCGCCCUCAGAAUGUCAGAAAUAUACAUUGUCAGAGCCUUGAUGGACACGGGGCAGGGGUAUCUCUUGUAUCGCGUGACGUUGUAGACAAACUUAGAAAGAAACACAUUACUCCAACAAAUAAGGUAAUUCGCAAUGCGAGUGGAGAUGAAAUGUUGACUUCAGGAAAGACUAAGCUAACUUUGACAAUUGGAGGUAAGAUAUACACACAUGAUUUUGUGAUCAGUGAAGAUAGAGCCUUGCCAUCACAGAUAAUAAUAGGUUUUGACUUUAUGAAAAGAUAUAAUGUGAAUCUAAAUACCAAACCUCUGCAAUUAUAUAUUGAAGGAAGGAGAAUUGUUAUUGUAGAAAUACCCAUGAUGCAUGCCAUCAUGAUAACUGAGAGAAGUGAAAAGGAAGCAGUAACAAAUGAAUCAAAGGAUAAUCCCAGUUAUAAAUGCUCAGUAGCUCAGACAUCAAUAUUACAAGGAGUACGAGUGAGUUAUGUGACCUUAGAAACAAAGUUAGUGGAUAGUGAUAUCGCUAUAUUCGAGCCAGUUAAAGGAGUUAUAGGGUCUCAGUUUUUAUGUCCAGGUUUAGUGAAAUUAGAAAAUGACAUGGAGAAGAAGAAAUCUAGGUUUGUGGUGAGGUAUAUAAAUUUCUCGAGUGAACAUGUGCCGUUAGAGCCAGGGAAAACAUUAGGCUACUUACAGUCAUGUCAGAGUGAGGUUCUGCCAAGCGGGAGUGAUGAAUAUACAGUGAAUGGUGUGACAGAAGAAAAUGAAACAGACAAAAUGAAGGCCUUUUCAGAAAUCAUUAAUCACAUGUAUCCUGAGGGAACAAGGAAAAAUCAAAUAUUGAAAGAAUUAGUUGUUAAAUACUCCUCUGUCUUUGCUAGUGAUGACGACAUUCCAAGUAUAUCACCCUUUUUCUACCACACCAUUCAGUUACAGUCCAGACCUACGUCCAAGAAACCUUAUCCCAUCCCAGCUUGUUUUUAUGAUAAGACUGUGGGGCUAUGCAUGGGAUACGUUCAAGCCUGGGAUGUACCCCAAAGCUCACCUCCUCAACAAGGGAUGAGUUUCUCCCAAGACCAUCAACUACUUGUAACUGGACAAGCUUAUGUGGUGCCUUUUUUGUUGAAAUUGGAGGAUAUCUAUGAGCCAAUUAAAAAAGCCAUCAAUAUCACUCAGAAUAUAAUAUAUAAUUUAGAUAAAAUUGCAGGAGAUGAUCUUAUCAUCAAUCAGAAUAUGAUAUAUAAUUUAGAUGAAAUUGAGGGAGAUGAUUUUAUCUUGUUUACCUCUUUGAUUUCUCAGCAUAUCCUGGCUUUUCAAGAAAGAUUAAAAAAUUUGCAUGCUUCAAUGCAGGAUUUCCUAAUGCAUAUUGUGGCCAAUGACAUUCCUCAACCUAGAAGGAAAAAAAGGGGAGCAAUAAAUUUUAUAGGAUCUUUUGCAAACACAUUAUUUGGGACUGCUACACAAGAUCAAGUUGAUAUUAUUCAUAAAAGAUUACAAUCGUUAGACUCCUUCACAGAAGAGGAAAGAAAACUCCUCAAUGUUCAUUCCCAUGUUAUCAAUGUCACUCUCAAUGAACUAACAAAUGUUCAUCAAACAUUGGAAAAACUAGAAACUGCUACCCGUGUUACUAAGACCCUUAUGACUAAGAUGGAAAAACAUAUAGAAAAUAAUGAAAAUCCAUUCUUUCACUGGAGAUUUUACUGCAUAUCCAGCUAG